This is a messenger RNA of Phoenix dactylifera (date palm), 1076 nucleotides long. Its product is annotated as fasciclin-like arabinogalactan protein 12. Gene Ontology annotation, cellular component: plasma membrane. Lineage: Eukaryota; Viridiplantae; Streptophyta; Magnoliopsida; Arecales; Arecaceae. The record is from RefSeq and is a predicted model, not a curated record. Gene Ontology annotation, biological process: plant-type secondary cell wall biogenesis.
ACCCCAUCCACCAAAGCAAGGAGAGAGAGGGAGGAUAAACAGAUAGAUAUCUGAACCCCUUCUUUACCCCGUCCCUCUUGAAGCCAGGAAGAAGAAAGCCAAAAAAGCCAUGGAACACCUCAGGAUCUAUCCCAUCGCCCUGCUUGUUCUCCUCCACUUCAACGCUCAAACUUCAGCUCAGCCUGCAGCAGCUCCAGCUCCAGCUCCACCAGGCCCAACGAACAUCACGAAAAUACUUGAGAAGGCAGGGCAGUUCACCACAUUCAUCCGGCUAAUAAAGAGCACCAAAGUUAGCGACCAGAUCAACAACCAGCUCAACAACUCCGACUCCGGUCUCACUGUCUUUGCUCCCCCGGACAAUGCCUUCUCCAGCCUUUCCGCAGGCACUCUCAACUCCCUCACCGACCAGCAGAAGGUUGAACUGCUUCAGUUCCAUGUGCUUCCUUCCUUCAUCUCCAUGACUGAAUUCCAAACAGUAAGCAACCCACUCCGAACACAGGCAGGUGAUGCAAACAAUGGGCGGUUCGCACUCAAUGUAACAACCGUGGGGAACGGCGUCAACAUAACAACGGGGAUUGUCAACACCACGGUAUCCAACACCAUCUACUCAGACAACCAGCUAGCUGUGUACCAAGUUGAGAAGGUGCUCCUCCCAUUGGAUAUCUUCGGACCCCCUGCCCCUGCUCCUGCACCUUCCAAAGCUAAGAAGGGUGUUCCUGUCGCUGAUGGGCCUUCGAGCACUUCGUCGGACUCUACGGGGGCCUCUGCUGCUGUUAGCUUGAAUUGGAGUGCAUCUGCGGGUGCCGCUGCUUUUGCAGUCGCUCUCAUGUCUCUCUGGUGGGGUCUCUGAGUGCUGUCGCUCUUCUUUUCUAUCUUUUUCUAAGUGGUGGUCACUGGUCUGUGUCGGGUAUGGAGGCUUGCAUUUUUCAGGUGUCAUUUAAUUUUGCAUUGUUUUAUCACUGCAACAGAUUUUGUAUUGUUAUUCCAUUUGUGUAUGUGCUAAGAUAAAGAGAGAGUGAUAACAUAAACCUCAAUGUGUUCAUAUAGUCUCUGAAUUUAAGAAUUAGUUUGUGUCA